Messenger RNA from Fomitiporia mediterranea MF3/22, 984 nucleotides. RefSeq lists its product as uncharacterized. The transcript has 10 exons. The coding region runs from base 1 to 984 and encodes 327 amino acids. The record is from RefSeq and is a predicted model, not a curated record. NCBI's taxonomy places the organism in Eukaryota, Fungi, Basidiomycota, Agaricomycetes, Hymenochaetales, Hymenochaetaceae.
AUGUCCACAGUCUCACACCUAGAUGAAGAGGUUGACUACAUAUGGACCAAGCGUUGGACAGUUGGGAAAGCAGCUUAUCUGCUGACAAGAUAUUUUGGUGCUGGUUAUUUGAUCUUAGUCUCAAUGAGUACAAUCCACCUUGGUUGGGAUAGCAGUCCUGUUCAGGCAAUUGCUAUGCAGGAACAAGGCAUUGCAGGAUUCUUCUUGCCUUCUUGUUUGUACGGCCAAAUACAGUCUGGAUUAGGACCAAUGAUUCUCACAUUAGCCAAAGGUGAUAUCCCUAUCCUUGACUUUUUCGCAACAAUGCAAGUUUAUAUUGCUUCCUUUCCAACAGUCAUACUCAUGAUGCGUGUAUACGCACUGUAUGAGGGAGCAAAGAAAAUGCUAGUUGCAUUUGUUAUAUUGACACUACUCCUCUUCGGAUUCGAUCUUUACCAAUUUUUAUUUUUCCUCGGUGUUGUGAAAAUUGGAUCAGAACCUGGUAAUUUCGCUUGGGCAAAAGUUGAUGGUGGAUGUUUAGCCGCGCCUUCCUCGGCUGGCAUUGCAUGGACAGUGACUUCUUCUGUCGAGCUUGUUCUGUUCCUUCUGGUGCUAUGGAAGAUUGUGAAAGCAAAAAUGGCAAAGCGUGCAAGUUUCGUUUUGGGAGAUGGCCGACCAAGCACUCAGGAUAUGACUGCAUUAAUGGCGAGAGACUCCAUUUCGUAUUUUGCCAUAAUAUUCUCAAUAUGUCUCGUCGGUGCCAUUUCAGAGUUUCUAACGAAUCGUCACAUCAUUAAAGAUCAAAAUCUAUUACUUUUCCUCAGCUAUAUCCUGCAUGCGUACCUACCUUUCGUGAUUACGAUCAUGACGAUCCUCACUACAAAGAUGCUCAUUAACCUUCGAGCAGAAUAUUAUGGCCCGAGCAGAAUACUUGCAACUGAACUCUCUUGGGAUGUAGAUAGUUCAGAAAACUAUAGUCUACAAUUUGCUAGCCGUGAGAUGUAA